Phragmites australis (common reed) is the source of this 2009-nucleotide messenger RNA. RefSeq names its product probable glucomannan 4-beta-mannosyltransferase 6. The transcript has 10 exons. The record is from RefSeq and is a predicted model, not a curated record. The coding region runs from base 79 to 1683 and encodes 534 amino acids. Lineage: Eukaryota; Viridiplantae; Streptophyta; Magnoliopsida; Poales; Poaceae. Gene Ontology annotation, cellular component: Golgi apparatus. Gene Ontology annotation, molecular function: mannan synthase activity.
UCAGCUGCUACUCCUUAAAUACCACUGCCUCAUCAAGUAAGCCGCGCCCUACGUGCAACACCACUCAAGGCAGCAGCCAUGCAAGGUGGGGACGCGUCCCGCGCCGUCGGCGACGUCUUCUUCCGUGCGUACGGUCAACUCUCCUUCUCCCCGACGAUCGCCGCCGUCCUGGCAUGGCGGCAGCUCAGGUCCGAGCUCCUCGUGCCGCUGCUUAGAGCAGCGGUGGUGCUGUGCAUGGUCAUUUCGGUGAUCGUGCUCGCGGAGAAGGUGUUCCUGGGGACGGUGAGCUCCGUGAUGAAGGUGCUCCGCCGGCGGCCGGGGAGGAUGUACAAGUGCGACCCCAUUGCACAGGACGAGGAGGCAGGCUCCAAGGCCUUCCCCAUGGUGCUCGUCCAGAUCCCCAUGUACAACGAGAGGGAGGUGUACCAGCUAUCAAUAGGGGCAGCUUGCAGGCUCACAUGGCCGGCAGAUCGAUUAAUAGUGCAGGUCUUGGACGACUCCACCGACUCCAUCGUCAAGGAGUUGGUGAAGGGCGAGUGCGAGAGGUGGACAGAGGAGGGGAUCAACAUCAAGUACGAGACGCGCAAGGACAGGGCCGGGUACAAGGCCGGCAACCUCAAGGAAGGGAUGCGGCACGCCUACGUACGGAGCUGCGAGUUCGUCGCCAUGUUCGACGCCGACUUCCAGCCGGCGCCGGACUUCCUCGUGAGGACCGUCCCGUUCCUCGUCCACAACCCCAGGCUCGCGCUGGUGCAGACUCGCUGGAAGUUCGUGAAUGCUAACGACUGCUUGCUGACGAGAAUGCAAGAGAUGUCCACGGACUACCAUUUCAAGGUGGAGCAGGAGGCAGGCUCCUCGCUCUGCAACUUCUUCGGCUACAACGGAACUGCAGGAGUAUGGAGAACACAAGCAAUCGUCGAGUCUGGUGGUUGGGAGGAUCGAACUACUGCCGAGGACAUGGACCUGGCAUUGAGAGCAGGGCUCCUGGGCUGGGAAUUUGUUUACGUUGGUAGCAUAAAGGUUAAGAGUGAGCUGCCGAGCACUUUGAAGGCGUACCGCUCCCAGCAGCAUCGCUGGUCAUGCGGGCCUGGGCUCCUGUUCAAGAAGAUGUUCUGGGAAAUUCUAGCUGCCAAGAAAGUGUCGAUCUGGAAGAAGUUCUACAUGGUCUACGACUUCUUCAUUGCCCGGCGGAUUGUAUCGACGUUCUUCACAUUCUUCUUUUUCAGCGUGCUGAUUCCUCUUAACAUUCUGUUCCCUGAAGUGCAGAUGCCAGUGUGGGAACUGAUCUACAUCCCCACAGCCAUCACUCUCCUUAAUUCUGUUGGGACUCCAAGGUCUAUCUAUCUGAUUAUACUAUGGGUUUUAUUUGAGAAUGUAAUGGCAUUGCAUCGGUUUAAAGCCAUAUUGAUCGGAUUUUUCGAAGCGGGAAGAGCUAACGAAUGGAUUGUCACACAAAAGCUGGGAAAUUUACAGAAGCUCAAAUCUAUUGUCCGUGUUACAACGAACUAUCGUUUCAAAGACAGGUUCCACUACCUUGAGAUAUUUAUUGGCGUGUUCCUUCUGGUGUCUGCGUGCUAUGACUACUUAUACAGAGAUGAUUACUUUUACAUCUUUGUUCUACCUCAAUCCAUCAUGUAUUUUGCAGUUGGCUUUGAAUUCCUCGGUGUCAGUGUCAGUAGUUAGAUCAAGGCUGUCCAAUUGCAAGGUGCAGUCCAAAAAGGGGUUGGUUGCAUAUGAAGAAGGUUCAUUGGAGGCUCUUGAGGAUUCUGACUGGAAAAAGAACAACAUUGGUGCAAUGAAGUAGUGAUGUUACAUACUUCAAGUUGGAUUAGUAUAUAAGUGAUCGAGAUGAAUUAUAUAGAGAUCAAGAGAAUAAUAUAUCAUAUAUUAAGCAUAAAACCGCUUGGUGUUUUUGUCGCUUAGGCGCUCCUCUUGUACAAUUUUUUUUCUUGUUAUCUUACUUAAUUGAGCUGCAGUGGCCGUGCCUUUUCUCAAAAUAAAAAUGCACC